This is a messenger RNA of Peniophora sp. CBMAI 1063, 1446 nucleotides long. NCBI's taxonomy places the organism in Eukaryota, Fungi, Basidiomycota, Agaricomycetes, Russulales, Peniophoraceae. The record is from the annotation of a GenBank genome assembly.
AUGUCCAACGAUCCCGAGGAGUCUCGUGCGGCACAGGCCAAUGCUCUUCACCAAGCCUACCUUGUGGCCCUUGUGGCCGAGCUCGAAGCUCGCCGACUAGCUGCCGAGGAAGACGAUUCAAGUUCUUCGAGUUCCGACUCCGGCUCCGAUACCGAUUCCGACGAUGAGGAUUUCCCUGUGUCCAGUGCCAUCCUUGACAAACUUGCGAAUCUGUUUUCCGAACGCUACCUGAAAGAUCGCCUUCUUAUCCGCAAGACCUCUGAACUCCUGGAUCUACUGCUCAACGACUAUAAAAUCAACCGUCCCGAAAUCUUCCGCAGCUACCUUCGUGUCACACCACAGUGCUUCGACGACCUCGUCAAAGCUCUCGGACCGCAUGCUGUCUUUCAAAACAAAUCGAACAAUAGCCAGACCGAUCCCGCAUGUCAAAUCGCUAUAGCUUUAUAUCGUUUGGGCCACUAUGGAAACGCAGCAAGCACUAUGAAGGUUGCAUUGCAGUUCGGGAUCAGCUACGGCUCCGUUCAGAACUUCACCAGUCGCUUCUUCCAAGCCGUGACGUCCACUGAGUUUCAGAACUCAUCUCUCAAAUGGGCAACACCUCGCGCAAAGGCAGAAGCAAUGGAGUGGGUCGAGCAGCAGACCUGCCCCUCGUGGCGCAAGGGCUGGCUCAUGGUUGAUGGCACCCUUGUCCCUCUAUUCCGCCGUCCGGGCUACUUUGGCAACAACUUCUUCGAUCGCAAGGCAAACUAUUCAACAGCCGUAGAGAUCGUAUCCUUACCAGACUUGCGUAUUAUCGAUUUCUCUGUCGGUCGACCUGGAAGCACACACAACUCUACGGGUUGGAGAGAUACUUGGGUAUAUCAGCGUCGGGAGGGGUUGUUGCGAUCAGAUGAGUGGAUCUGGGGGGACUCUGCAUACCCAUUGACAAAAUGGUGUCAAUCACCGUACAUCAAGCCUGAGAAGCGCCACCCUGACAACAAGCAGUUCAACUACUAUCUCUCCCGCGUACGUGUUCGCUCCGAGCAUGCAAUCGGAUACUUGAAAGGACGCUGGGCUUCUUUGAAAGGUCUUCGUGUCUCCGUCGAUGACCUUGAAGGGCUUAAGUUCGCCUCAAUAUGGAUUCGGUCUGCCAUCAUACUACAUUCGUACGCUAUGGAGCACGAGCGCAAUGCAGGACAGGCAAUCGAACGUGAUGGGUUCUUCAUGUCAGGCAGACGCUACAUGCGGAGGAAGAAGAGGUUUGAGCGUGAGUGGAAGCUCACAGGCCAUGACCGUACAGUAUAUCGGCAGCAGACAGAUGCAGAGGAAGAGGAAAGUUUGGCGCAAGGACAGGAGAAGCGGGAAUGGUUGAAGGAGCGACUCUUUGCCGAACUUGGUAUGGAACUGCACCCAAUUGAAGAAGAGACUGACGAGGAUAUGGACGACUUCGAGAUGGAUGUAGAGUAG